UUCACCUGUACUUUCUCCCAACGGUCAUGGCGCCCUCGCCGUCGUCGUCGGCGACGACUUCGGUCCAAGUCGCCCUGCGAAUUCGACCGACGACCAAUCAAGACGCCACCUCAAUCCCAUCCCGGUUCCAGCGGCCAGUCAUCCACGCCAUAUCCUCUAAUGCCGUCUCGGUCGAUGCGGUGACCGCAAACCCUCAAGGAGGGCCCUCCCCGGCGAGCGCAGCAGGCGCGGCGGCGAAGAAGCAAGUCUUCGCCUUCGACCAGGUUCAUGGCCCAGGGACUACGCAGCACACCAUGUUCACCUCAACCGCGCAACCCCUCAUCUCGCGCUUUGUGGAAGGCUUCAACUGCACCAUCCUCGCGUACGGGCAGACCAGCUCCGGCAAGACGCACACCAUGACCGGCGUGGACCUCGAUGCGGACCCCACGGACCCCAACAACGGCAUGGGCAUCAUCCCGCGCGCGGUGUCCAUGAUCUUCGCCCGCUGCCGCCAAGUCAAGGAGGAGCGCGCGGGGACGUGGAACUUCAACCUCAAGGGCUCGUUCGUCGAGCUGUACAACGAAGACCUCAUCGACCUGCUUGGCGCCGACGAUACCGGAGGCGCCCGUCGCGAGGUGCAGAUACGGGAGGACAAAGAUGGGCACAUCAUCUGGGGCGGCCUUCGCGAAGUCAGCGUGAAGAACGCGAACGAGGUCAUGGGCCUUAUCCGCAAGGGCACGUCAAUACGGCGCACCAAUGAGACCGACAUGAACGCGCAGUCGUCGCGCUCGCAUGCCAUAUUCUCGCUCACUCUCACUCAGAAGAAGUAUACUGGCAACGGCGAGCCGCCGCGCUCCUCGACACCAUCACUACCGGGCGGCAGAUCGCCUUCACGGCUCGCCCGCCCAGGCUCUGUCAUGGGCACUUCUCGCGUAGCGUCUCCGACUUUCGGCCAUAACUCGUCUAACAGCUUUGCGCAGGCGAUGGGACGGGGCGGCUUGCGCCCAUCUAGCGCGCUAGGCCACGCCGGAGAUAGGCAACUACAGAAUGGCGGUGACGACGGCGAAUGGGUUACAAUCGUUUCCAAAUUCCACUUCGUUGAUCUGGCUGGUUCCGAACGCUUGAAGCGCACGGCAGCGGCCGGCGAGCGGGUCAAGGAAGGCAUUUCCAUCAACAGCGGUCUUCUGGCCUUGGGCAAUGUCAUCUCUGCCCUCGGCGACCCCGCCCGCGCGAAGUCGCACACCGCGACACACAUUCCUUACCGAGACUCAAAGCUCACCCGCCUGCUGCAAGACUCGCUCGGCGGCAAUGCGCAUACACUUAUGAUUGCGUGUGUCAGCGCGGCUGAGUGGAACGCGGCGGAGACGGUCAAUACCCUCAAGUAUGCCAACCGGGCGCGGAACAUCAAGAAUCGUGCCGUUGUCAAUGAGAAGGAGGACGGCUGGGACGAUGUCGAGUGGCUCCGUGGCACCGUCACCCGACUCCGCAAGGAGGUGAAGACACUGAAGGAGGGCGGCGCUAUACCGUCGUCCGGCGCGCCCGAGGUCGAGGUCGAGGGCGCGAGCAAGAAGGUCCUCACCCAGAUGACGGAGCUGCAGAACAACUACGAGGACCUCCGCGAGAAGUUCGUCGAACGCACGGAGGAGCUUACGCGCCUUCGGCGAGAGCUUGGCGAGAAGGCUCGCGGCAGCACGGGCGGUGCGGUCACCGGGACAGCGAAGUACGAAGAGAUUGUUGGACCUGUCAUCGAGGAGUACGAGAAGACGAUCUCGGCGAUGGAGGCAGAGCUUUCGCUUAAUCGCGCUGCGCUUCGUCAUACCAACGAGCUUGUCGAGGAGAAGGAAGAGGAACUGUCUGCCCUUACCGAAAGGCACGGCGCGACUGAGCUCUACGUGGAAGAGCUGAGGUCACGAGUGUCCAAGCUACAAGAGCGCGAAGCUUCCACGGAGGCGUACGUGCGCGAUCUCGAGGAGAAGCUCAGAUCAGUCGACGAGAGCAACAUGUCAUCCUCGGAGUCCAUGUCCGACCUCAAGCGCGAGCUCGCACGCUUCAAAGACACCGAGACUUACUCGACGAAGUAUAUCGCUGAUUUGGAGGCACGGCUCGCGCGCUCGGACGAGUCCGUCAUCGCACUGCAGCAGACUGUCGAGAGGUUGGAAGCGGAAUGCGAAACACGCCGCGAGGAAGCGGAAUCCCUGCAGGCCCGUCUCGAGGCCCUUCGCAAGGACGGCGAGAAUUGGCGCAAUGAUCUGGAGGCGCGCGAAGCCCGCGUGCGCGAGCUUGAGCUCAAGAUGCAGGAGUGGGAGAGGAAGCGCCUGGAAGCGAACGAGACUCGCGAGCGUUUGAACAAGGUCGUCGACAAUGUCGUUGACGAAGUCGAGGGCGCCAGGAACAAGCUCGAGGUCGACCUAUCUGAUGCCGGCUCGGUCAUCUCGCGCAAGCCGUCGACCGUGCACCUGGAGAACCUCGAGAACGUCGCAAACGAUGGCACCGCUCAGAAGGCGCUUUUCGACCUGCAGCAGACUCACCAGGCUACCCUCGCGGAUUUGUCGUCCGUGACCGCCAAAUAUCGCGAUGCUUUGCGCGAGAUCUCGGACCUCGCUGCGCAGAUACAGGAGGCAAAAUUCGGCGCCUCCAGCGUUGCUGAGUCUCGCUCGGAGUCACCUACCACGGAUCGCCCUCUCGAGGUGCCUUCACAUCGGCGUAGCCCCACCGGCGGUGGACGGAGAAGUCGCGACCCCAGCGAACAACCCGGCAGCAAACGUCUUUUUUUCCGACAAGCGGCCUCGGUCGAGUCGCUCCGCGCGAGGUCGCUUUCACAAUCCUUAUCGCUUUCACAGGAGCUUUCCUCGGCACACUCGCGCAAAACUUCCUUUUCAAGUCAAGGGACGAGUAGUGCACACUCCCCGUCCAACUCCCAGUCUAUGACAUAUGGAUCCGGCAAUCACUCCCGCCCGAACCUUUCUAUCUCCCUGUCGUCCAAUGGGGAGCGCUCGGUGUCUAGCCUGGAGAAGGAGAUUAUGCGCCUCCAGGAGGUGCUAAGGGAGCGCGAGACGGAGAUAUCCGCCCUCGAGGAAUCGCUCAAGGAAGCCCACGAUAAGAGCGACACGGCGACUUCGGAGACCUCUGAGCGCGGACCCGGCAAGAUUGACGUCGACCUCCCAAUCCUCGUCAACGGAGCCAGCCAUGAGAAGGCGGACAGCGCGCAUUUGUCUCCGAAGACGCUCGGGCAGUUCGACUCGAUUCGGAAGAGCAUGGAGAUACGGGAUGGGUUCUCUAUUCCAGACGGCGAUUCCGAUGGUGCGAACGCCGCUAUGAUCGCAGAGAGGGAUGAGAGUCUCGCACGGUUGAAUGAGCUCAUGCUUUCCAUGGCGCAGAAGGAGUCGCAGCAUCGCGAAGUUGUGGAUGAUCUGUCCGAGCAACUGACCACCGUAAGGCGGCAGCUUGACGAUCUCAGGACACUCAGCAGGGAUCAGGCCCUCAACAUGUCCGGCGAGAUCGACGCCAUGCAGCGGAAAUACGUCGCCGACCUCGCUACUCUCGAGGAGACGCAGAAGCGCGAGGCCGAACUCGUCGAGUCUUUGAAGAAGGCUGACGAGGAGCAUUCGGUGACCGUCGCACAACUGCGCGCCGAGCACGAAGCAGCUAUGAACGAGAAAGCAGCCGAGGUUGACGAGCUUGUUUCUCGCCUCAAGGCCGAGCACGAUGCCGCCCUCAGCAGUGUUCGUGAAGAGCUUGUUGCCGCGACUGCCUCUCUCGAGCAGUCCCGUGCGGACCACGAAAAGUCUUUCGGCGAGCUGGAGGCCAAACACGCUGCCGAGCUUGAGCGUCACUUGCAGGAGGCGAACGAGGUUUUGGCACGUACUCGGGAGGAGCACGAGGCCGCACUUGCCAAGCUCGCGGCUGAGCAUGCGGAAGUCCUGCGCAAGAAGGAGGACGAGUCGAAUGCGGUUCUUCACAAGACCGAGGAGGACUACUACAACGUCCUGACCAAGCUUCGCAGCGACCACGCCGAAACCCUCGAGCGCCAGAAGGCCGAGACCGAAGCGGCGUUGGAGCGCCUCCGCGACGAGCACGCCGCCCAGAUGCGUAUGGCUACCAUCGCGCAGGAGGGAUCUCUUUCGGAGUCGGAGUCGGCUCGCAACCUGGCCCUCAAGGAGCUACAGGAGGAACAUGCUGCUGCCGUCCUUCGUAAGGACACUUCCUUCGCCGAGGAACUUGAGCGCGUCAAGAGUGAGCAUGCGCGUGCACUGGCCACCAAGGACGAGGACUUCAACAUCCAGCUCGAGAAGACCCGCGCCGAGCAUGAAGGCGUCCUCUCGCGCAUGAAGGAGACCUGGCGCGACGAGGCUGAGCGGCUGAACGGCUUGCUGGAGGCUGCGAAGCAGGAGUCCGCCGCGUCUGCUGCUCAAUCGCAGAAGGCGUUCGACGAGGCUACGCAGGCUCUAAAGGAGGAGCAUGAUGCGCUAUUGGCCGAAGUCACGAAGGGCCACGAGGAACAGCUGUCCCAGUUGCGCAGUGAGCACGACGCCGUCCUUCGCGAAUCAUCGGAGAAGCUCGAGGCCGAACGCCAGGAGCUCCUCAAGUCGCAUGUCGAGGAGGUCACGAAGCUGAAGGCCGAGCAUCAGCAGGCUGUUGCCGAGCUCAACGAGACUUUGGUCGCACUGCAGGCUGAACGUCAGGAUGCUCUGGAGAAUGCCAGGCAAGCGGCCGAGCGCUCAUUCACCGAGGAGCAGGAGCGCCUGCACGCGACUCUGGAGGACCUGAAGGCUCAGCACGCGCAGGAGGUGGAGACCUGGACGAAGGACCGUGCACUCCUUGUUCAGGAGCUCGAAGCCGAGAAGGCGGCCGCCGACAAGCUUGCCGCGUCGCAGCAAGCACUCGAGCAAACCCAUCGCCAGGCUCUCGACGAGAAGGAUGCUGCCUUCGAGGCCCUCAAGGACGACCUAACCUCCGUUACCAGCCAGCGCGACGAAUUUCAGUCGGAGGUCGAGGACCUUCGCUCGGAGUUGGCUCAGCACCGCGAGGAACAGUCUCGCCUUCUCGAGGAAGCUCGCACAGAGAAGACGACCGCUGUUGAGCAGCUCACCCAGGAGCUAGCAUCGACCUCAGACCAGCGAGACGACUUGGAGGCUGAGGUCGCCACCCUCAGGGCUGAGUUGGACAAGACGCGUAAGGAGCAGUCCAAGCUUGUGCAGGAGGCAUCCAAGCGAGAUUCUCUGGUCGACGAGCUCGAACGGCACCGCUCGAUGAUUGCGGAGAUGCAGGACGCACUUCAGAAGGUCAAGGACGAGAAGGACACCCUGCAGACCGAGAAAACUCGCUCGGAUACCAUGCUGCGCGACUUGCAAGCGCAACUCGUUCGCAGCUCCUCGCCACCGACUGUCCGCUCGCCAGUGGAGCGCAACCGAUCAAAUCUGCCACCCAUGAAACUCCCACCACCGACACCGCCUCCCUCCGUUCCUCCUCCGCCGGCUCCGCGACACAUGAACGGCGACGCCAACGGCAGCGUCUCAUCCGCCGCCUCUAGCGCUCCGAGUGCGCUCGCAUCCUCCACCUCUUCACGCGAUUCCACGCUCGACUCGCCUGCGACGUCAGUAGCCACGCCAACCAUCAACGGACCGGACCCUAAGAUGGUCGCGAAGAUGGAGGAGCAGGCGAAGCAUAUCGACGAGCAGGAGGCAAUGAUCAAGACGUUGAACAAGCAAUUGUCCCACUGCGAGAGCGAUUUGCAGACGCACAUGGACCUUGUCUCCACGCUCGAGACGUCUUUGGGUGACUCGGAGAAGAACCUCCGCAAAGCUCGUAUGCACGCAACCGAGCUCGCAAGGGAGCGGGACACGUUGAAUACGAAGAUGGAGGCCUUGCGGAGGGAGCUUGAAGAGGCCAAGCGCGAAGUCACGAAUGUGCGCCGGUCUAUCGUCGAGGAGAAGCAGUCUUUGGAACAGCGUCUCGACGAGGAGCGCCGGGCCAAAGAGCGGGCGCGGCAGCAGUUGGACUCGCGUAUGGAAGAGCUCCAAAAGCGCAAGUCCAAGUUCGCCUGUCUCUGAUCGCCUCUGCUCCGUCUGCGUCGGGUCUUUUUAUUCUCUUAUUUCGCCUGCACUUUUCGCUUGCCGGGUUUGGAUCGUUCGCUCUGUUGUUUACUCAUCUCUUCCUCUCUGUUUUCGCCGUAUAUAUCGGCUUGCACGCUCUUUGCCGGCGCGACCUCUCCGCACCAUUAUACACUACUUGCUUGGCAUACCCCCUCCAUCUAUGGCUACCCUUCCUGUUACCUCUAUGUUCCCCUUAGUAGAAUAUACCAGCUAUGCAACGCAGGGCGCGAAGCACCAAUGACCAAGCUCGUUCACACCCGA
This is a messenger RNA of Schizophyllum commune H4-8, 6332 nucleotides long. Its product is annotated as kinesin. The record is from RefSeq and is a predicted model, not a curated record. The coding region runs from base 27 to 6029 and encodes 2000 amino acids. Gene Ontology annotation, molecular function: microtubule binding; ATP binding; microtubule motor activity. Gene Ontology annotation, biological process: mitotic spindle organization; microtubule-based movement. Lineage: Eukaryota; Fungi; Basidiomycota; Agaricomycetes; Agaricales; Schizophyllaceae. The transcript has 9 exons.